Molecule: messenger RNA, 2943 nt
Organism: Colletotrichum graminicola M1.001
Lineage: Eukaryota; Fungi; Ascomycota; Sordariomycetes; Glomerellales; Glomerellaceae
Exons: 4
Coding region: 1-2943 (980 amino acids)
Source: RefSeq, a predicted model, not a curated record
AUGGACUUUUGGUCGCGCCUCCUAGCCGGCACUUCGCUGUCUCCCUCGGCCCAUCGCAAAGAAGAAGCAAAGAAUCCCACGAAACGUCUGCACCGCUUCGACAAGGAGUAUAACCGCAUCUUGCAAAUCUGGCGAUCCUCAUCCAACCUAGCCAGCGAUGUCGAUGCCGCCGAGAACCUCGAGCUCCGCCUCCAGGAGCUCACAAACAUCAUCACCGACGAGUCCCGACGACCUCUCCCCCACCCCUGCAUCCAGUAUGCCGCCAAGAAACAAGUCUACGUGCCCAUUGGCAAGAUCGCGACGACGUCCUACAACGAGUGGAUCAUCAAGGAGGCCGUGCUGUUCUUUGCAACCCUGCUCGAGACGGAAGAAGAAGCAUUCGUCGAGAAUACCACCUUCUCCGCCAGCCUGACGAACCUCCUUGUGCGCAUCACCGGCGUCAACAGUGUUCGUCUCGGGUCCGAUACAGAGGCCAAGGUCGUCGAGCUGGCUUUUAACAUCACCACCAAGAUCCGCCUCAACCGGGACAUCCUGCACGCCUGGUUCAGGACCCAUCAUGAUGGCAACCCCCAGGGUCGCCCACAGGGUACCCACGACGCUUUCGCUGGCCGAACUCAGAGGCAGGAUUUCCCCCUCUUCUACAUCCUGAUGGACUACAUCCACCACGAGGGUAAGGUCGGAGAUUUCGCUAGGACAGGUCUGCUGUACAUCAUCGAGUCGGCAUCGAGCGACGAGUCCCUUGAGCAGUGGAUCGUUGAGAGCGACCUUUCCACCUUGAUGGCAACCGGUCUGGGGGCCCUCUACAGCCAGCUGAGCCGCAAGCUUGUCAUUGACUAUCCCACCAACGACCUCCCCCCCGUCCUCGCCUUGUCCGACUACCAACAUCCGAUCUCUACCUUUGAGAUCAUCAGCUCAUGCUCCCCCGACUUUCAACUACAUCUCGAAACCUUCCUGUCCCACCUUCUCUUCUGGCAGGAUGUAUUGGACCACUGCAAGUCGGUCGAGGUCAAGCAGACGCUGCUGGAACACUUCCAGGUCAUAUUCCUGCAGCAACUCUUAUACCCAUCCCUGCUGGAGUCGUCCGAUAUUGACGGCGGCUCGUCCGUCGCUGUCUUGACCUAUCUUCGUCGCAUCCUCGAGUCCCUCGACCACCCUGACAUGAUUAAUCUGAUCCUCCACUAUCUCCUCGGCUUGCCGGAACACACUUCCCUCGACAUGACUGGCUCCCGUGCCUCCGUCAGUGCAGCUCGUAAACGCAAGUCGCUGGAUCUUGCAACGAUGCUGGCUCAGACCAAGUCUGACAUCACCGCAACCCCUCUCCUUUUCAAUUUGGUCGACCUUGUCCAAGCCUGUUUGCGCUCCCACAACCAGCAGACCAUUCGUGUGACGCUCCAGCUGGUUUCGGCCAUCCUUAGGAGGCACCACCGGUAUGCAGUCAGCACCCUUCUACGCACCGAAGCCGUGCUCGGAGACAAGAUGCACAGAACAGUUGGUGCUCACGAACAGGAGGUGGACUUCAUCAUGAGCCUGGCAGGGUCCAUUGGUGGGCAGGACAAUUUUGACGAGGUCUACGAUAACAUCUUGAAAGACACCAUGUCCCGCCUCGAGAGCCAUCCCUGCUCGUUGAAGCUCGUUGCACCCAAGAUAUCCACCAACAACCAUGACUUACCCGCCGUCCCUGAUACACUCCCUGGGGCGCCGCGCGACGUGCAUGAGCAUACGCUCCGCCCGGACGACCCGUUGCUCAAUUCGGUGCUGGAUCUUCUUGAGACGUUCUUCAUUAAUCCGGUCGACACCAACCUGUCACUCACCGAGGCCAUACUAGACCUGGCCAUCUGCGGUUACGUGACGCCGGAGGGCUGGUUGAUGCGUAACCCACAUAAAUACACCUUUGAGGAGCGGCCACCAAGUCCGAUGUCCCCCGACGCCUCGGCCACAUCAUUCAGGCCUCCAACGGAUCCCGAUUCUACGACAUCGGCCGAACAGAAGACUCUGGAGUCUCUGGAUGCUUGUCGCCGACGUCCGAUAUGGACACAGUCAUCACUGCCUCGCAUACUCGUCGUCCUUCAGAGGCUGUGUAGCCAGGUAGCGAGGUAUCGUGAGACGAUUCCUCGCUUCGAAGAUUUGCUCCAAGGGCGGAGGGAGGCGUUCCAAACGGCAGAUAACCCGCGGCCACCGCCGCCGCCGUUGCCAGCACGCAAGGUCACCCCGCAAAGACGCAGCUCAGCGCACACGCCGGAACGCUCUAGUCUAGACGAAUCAACACGCAGUGGCUCUCCGGCGCGUCCAUCAGGUCUGGAACGGUUUGCCCAACGCUUGGUGUCGGAAUUGAGUACACCCAGUCGAGGAGUAAGUCCCAGGGGAAGGGAGAACAGCCAAGGGACCAGCACAGCAAGCCCAGGCCAGAGCAAUAUGUCAGGCGGAUACGGAUUUGCCACGCCGACAUCUCGGCCUUUACCACCUCAAAAAGACACGCCUGGUAGCCACGACACUCGUGGCCGAAGUGUCACAGAUGAAGCUGGCUCAUUGCAUACUCCCAGAGAUCCUGUCGCCAGCCAAGCCGCCGCAUUCGCAGCCAUAGAUCAGAGCAUUCUCGCCCGGAGGGUCGGGCUCCCCGAAAAGGUCGAGCCGAUCCCGCUGGACCUCGGGAGAAAGAAACCGACCUUGCACAUGCCGCCACCAAGAGACGAGGAGCCUGCAGAAGACCAGCAGGAGAACGUGGGGCCAGAAUCAGAGCAGCAGACGGAUAACGCUGAGGCGGAACCGAUCAGUGACGAUACCGUGGAGGUCAAUACUCCAAAGCGAGAAGAUGUGAAAGAGGGGCGGAAAGCGUCGGUGUCCCAUGUCAUCACGAACGUGAUUGUGCUCCAGUCCUUUUUAUUUGAGCUCGCAGCCCUGUUCCAGGCGCGCGCCACGGUUUUCAACGAGGUUCGAUAUGCGUGA